AUGAAUAUGAAUUGAGAAGUGUUGCUCAAUGGUUGGAUCUUGGAUGGAUAGUUCGGGAAUAGAGAGAGAAAGAAAGUUGGCAUUCAGGUUCAGGAUUGAUACUAUUCUUACCUCAUUGUGUUUCGACUCCAUUAGCUGUGAGUGACUGUCAGUUGACUGAUACGGAGUCUUACACAAAAUGUCGACCGCCGCAGCCGCCAGCGUCGUCGGGUCUUUCUACGUCCGGCGACCGUCACCCAAAAUGAGGUCACGGCGGCGGGUGGUAAUGGCCGUCCGAUCUGGUGUCAGCCUUGAAGAAGCUUCGAUCUUGACUAAGCUGGAGCAGGAAUGCGCCACCCCUCUGCCUGUCUUGCGCCGUGUGGCAAAUUCCAUGGCGGCUGAUGUCCGGGCUGGCCUCGCUGUGGAUGGCGGCAGCGAUCUGAAGAUGAUUCUCAGCUAUGUCGAUACAUUGCCAACUGGGAAUGAGAAGGGGAUGUUUUAUGCAUUAGACCUUGGUGGGACUAAUUUCCGAGUGCUAAGAGUACAAUUGGGAGGGAAGGAGGAGCGUGUAGUUGACACUGAAUUUGAACAAUUGUCUAUACCACAAGAACUGAUGUUUGGUACCUCUGAGGAACUUUUUGAUUUCAUUGCUUCUGCAUUGGCAAAGUUUGCAAAAAAGGAGGGUGGGAAAUUUCAUAUGCCGCCUGGAAGGACGAGGGAAAUAGGAUUUACUUUCUCUUUCCCCGUGAAGCAGACUUCUAUUAACUCUGGCAUUCUAAUCAAAUGGACCAAGGGGUUUAGUGUCUCUGGAACUGUGGGGAAAGAUGUGGUUGCUUGUUUGAAUGAAGCCAUGGAGAGACUAGGAGUAGACAUGCAAGUAUCUGCUUUGGUUAAUGACACAGUGGGAACGCUAGCUGGAGCAAGGUAUUGGGAUGAUGAUGUGUUGGUUGCUGUCAUUCUCGGAACCGGAACAAAUGCUUGCUACGUUGAGCGCACUGAUUCCAUUCCUAAACUCUCACAUCAGCAGUCUGCUUCUUCAUCAUCUGGAUUAAUGGUUGUAAAUACAGAGUGGGGAGCAUUUUCAAAUGGACUUCCCUUGACAGAAUUUGAUAGAGAAAUGGAUGCUGACAGCAUUAAUCCUGGUGAGCAGAUAUUUGAGAAGACAAUUUCGGGUAUGUAUCUUGGAGAGAUUGUACGACGAGUCAUUCUUAAAAUGGCCAAAAGUGGCUUGUUUGGAAACUCAGUUCCAGAAAAGUUAUUCACCCCAUUUGUUCUCGGGACACCGGAUAUAUGUGCGAUGCAUCAAGACUGUUCCAGAGAUCUUGAAGGUGUUGGAUCAAUCCUCUAUGACUUGGCUGGGGUGAAUUCUGAUGCAAGUGCAAGGAGGACAGUAGUUGGGGUGUGCGAUGCCAUUGCAAAGCGUGGGGGACGCCUGGCGGGUGCAGGAAUUGUAGGGAUUCUAGAGAAGAUGGAAGAGGAUUGUAAGGGUCGCGUGUUCGGGAAGAGAAUUGUUGUAGCCAUGGAUGGAGGGUUGUAUGAGAACUAUCCGCAGUACAGAGGCUAUCUCCAAGAAGCCGUGACUGAGCUCCUGGGAGUAGGGAUCUCAAAGAAUGUGGUGAUUGAACAUUCCAAAGAUGGGUCUGGUAUUGGUGCUGCUCUCUUGGCUGCUGCCAACUCCAAGUAUGGCCAGUCACCGCUUUUUUAGACAGUUGGCUUGCAUUUACUCCGUAGUAUGUAUAGAGAAAGACUUACCCUGCUUAAUAGGCUGAUGUUAAUUCUUUGAACAAAAAAACUAUGUAUGGAUCUCACUUGUAUUAUUGAUUAUUGAAUUCCAUAAAUGACAUAAAGGAAACUCUUUUUUCCUUGGACUGACUAUGAAAUGCCCGUGUGAAUGUGAUGUAAAUCGCUUGUAUUAGAAACCUUUUGGGUAUU
Messenger RNA from Cuscuta europaea, 1911 nucleotides. The record is from the annotation of a GenBank genome assembly. Lineage: Eukaryota; Viridiplantae; Streptophyta; Magnoliopsida; Solanales; Convolvulaceae.